UGGUAUUUGCUCAAUCAUCUCAUUCGGAUAGGGUGUGUUGUGAAAUAAAGAAGAUGAAGUUGGUUGUUUUAAGCAUUCUCUUAGCACUUGCAGCUGCUGAUCGCGCGCGAUUUGACAAUUAUCGCGUGUACAGUGUAUCGAUUGAGAACCAGGAACAUCUUAGAACGCUUAAGAGUGUCAAUAAAGGUCUCAAUGGAUAUGAUUUUCUCACCGAACCUAGGAUAGUCGGAUCAGUAGCGGACAUAAUAGUUGCUCCGCAUCUGCAAGAAGACUUUGAAUCCCUAACGAAGGAUAAUGGACUAAAAGUUGAAUUGGUUACGGCAGAUCUACAGAAGAUGAUCGACAGAGAAAGGCCAGCGGAAAAUAUUAACAGAGCAUCUGAAGAUUUUGACGUGAAUGCCUAUCACAGUACUGAAGAAAUCAACGAAUGGCUGUAUUAUCUUGCCGAGGAAUAUCCGGAGGUGCAGGUGAUUAGAGGAGGAUCAACAUACGAAGGACGCGAUAUCAUUGGAAUUAAUAUCAAUCGAGGCGGCGAUGAAAAUCCAGGUAUAUUCAUUGAGGCAAAUAUUCAUGCUCGUGAAUGGAUUACAUCAGGUUCAACAGUCUGGAUGAUAAAGAAGCUUUUAACCGCGACUGACGAAGAGCCUGGAUACAAAGACUUGGCCGAUAACAUCAACUGGUACAUCUUCCCAGUGGUAAAUGUGGAUGGAUAUGAGUACUCGCGAAAUGUGUACCGAAUGUGGCGCAAAACGCGAUCACGACAGGGCUUCAUUUGCCACGGAGUGGAUCCUAACAGGAACUGGGACUCCUCGUGGCAGGCAGGUGGAGUCGGAGCCUCAGACAAUAUGUGUGACCUAGAUUUUGGUGGUCCAAAUGCCUUCUCAGAAAUAGAAACACGCACUCUUUCGGAAUAUAUCUUGAGCAUUCAAGAUAAGCUCAACCUCUACAUUUCCUUCCACUCUGCUGCUGAGUUACUCCUCUUCCCAUGGGGACACACAGCUGAUCCCGUGCAAGGAUAUGACGAUUUCUUCGAAGUGGCACAAACUACCGUAACUGCAUUGGAGGCAACUCAUGGAACUGUAUACCAAUUUGGAUCCAUAAACCAAGCGAUCUAUCCAGCCACUGGCGGAUCCAUCGACUGGACAUUCUUGAGAAUGGGAAUACUCUCAUACUGCUAUGAGUUCCGAUCGAGAAAUACAGCCACUGGUGAAAGAUACGGCUUCCUCGCCCCACCGGAAGAGAUUCAGCCCAAUUCAGAGGAAGUGUUGGACUCUCUUGUUGCAAUGGUAGCAAAAACUAGAGAACUCGGCCAUAUGUAAAAGUGACAUUUUCACCUGAUUAGAUUAGACAAUAAACGGGGAAGAAAUGAGU
Messenger RNA from Phlebotomus argentipes, 1371 nucleotides. Its product is annotated as zinc carboxypeptidase-like. The transcript is spliced from 2 exons. Gene Ontology annotation, biological process: proteolysis. Gene Ontology annotation, molecular function: metallocarboxypeptidase activity; zinc ion binding. Lineage: Eukaryota; Metazoa; Arthropoda; Insecta; Diptera; Psychodidae. The record is from RefSeq and is a predicted model, not a curated record. Bases 54 to 1319 code for a protein of 421 amino acids.